AGUGAUAUGCAUUAAUUCAGCGUUUAGCCUAGUGUCUUAUUUGUCUUAUGACGAAUUUGUUGAAUGCAUUGAUUAGCUGUCGGAUGAAAAAUUUCUAGAAAGAACUGAUGUGAUAAGAUUAAAAUGAGACAAGUAUAUUUUGUCUCGCUUUAAUUUAUUACACUGGCACAGCAGUGCAUCUAAAAAGAACGAACUAUGUAUGUAGGAGGUUAAAGGCACUUAACCUCUACUAACCAGUAAUCGACAGACAAGAAAAGUUUAUGGCGCGGAUAUAUAAAUUGUGUUUGAACCUUUUCCGAGAUUGCUGAAGAUAAUCUGCUAGUAAAUAGUGUCUACAGACAAUUCGGUGAAUUGCACCGUGGCAAUUACUUUACUCGUUUCUCCAUCAGUAUUAUCAUUAUUCAUAACCACGUGAGACAGUAACACAAGUGCGAUGCACGUGGUGUAGGUUUAAUUAAGUUAACCUCUUCAAGCAUCGUUAUCUCUUCUAAAUUCUGGAUACUUUGGUCAUUAAUUCGAAAAAUAUGGCGGAAUCACACGAGAUUAUUGGGAAGAAACGAAAGAAGAAGCGUUCUCACAUGCAAAUGGCAAAGAAAUUCGCUCGCCAAAGGUCAAGCGGUAACGAACUGGACAAAGACACCUAUCAAUAUUUGAUUCGCGUUCUCGAGUUGAUGCGUGCAGGCUUUCCUACGUCUGAGGAGAAGUUGAUGUAUGUGCAAAACGUCUACCAGGAAACUGUAGGCCAUGAAAUUGAAUAUGCACAAAACCAGGUUGGUUCACGUGUCAUGGAUUCUUUGCUAAAGUACGUUAAUUUGGAGACCAUUCAGAGGUUGGUGAAGGCACUUGAGUCCUCUCUGAGGAAAUUAAGCAGCAACAGAUUUGCCAGUCACGUCUUGCAGAAGAUAAUAAUGGUUUGCGCUGACAGAGGCAACAGGAUAUCCAAUAUAUCAACGACAGAGAAGACUACCAUAAAUAAAACAAGUACAGAAGCAGAAGAUGGUGCUGCUGAUGCUGUCAUAGAAGUUAAAUAUGCUGAAGUAAAGAUUUACAACGACAUAGUGCUAAAGCUGAGCAGAUACUAUGUUAAUAAUAUGGAAGAAUUUAUAUUUGAUACUUAUGCUAAUCAUGUUCUAAGAACUGUCAUAGAGUGCCUGGCAGGAUUAAUUGAGAAUGCUGACAGCGAAGAUAAUAAGAAAUCUAUGCCAUGUCUUGCAAGCAGACGUCCUGUGGUACAGGAAUAUAGUGAUCUGCUGGUACAAUGCUGUGAUCGACUACAAAAAUGGCCGCAGUUUCUUGAAUUUGGACAAAAUGAAGUUACUUCUGGCUUAGUACAAUGUGUCCUGUAUUCAUUGAAAGACGUUGAUUCAGAUUUAACGAAAAUCAUCAUCACAAAGAUUAGCAAAAAAUGUUUUAAACCAGGAGAAGAUGGGAAACUAUCGGAUAUAUUUAACACAGAAUGUUCCAUCAGGAUAUUAGAAGUUUGUUUGAUGGUGGCAACACCAAAGAGCUUCAAGAAACUAUAUAAGAUGUUCUUUGCCGGAAACUUAAAACACUUGUGCUUGACACGAAGUACCAAUUUCAGUGUGCAAAAAUUAUUGGAUCAUUGCAGCACUAAAGAGGAACUGGAGAUGAUAUUCGAUGAAGUGUCGGAAUACUUUCCGGAAAUUCUCAAGCAAGGUUUCACUGGGAUACUGGCCAGCGCUGGAAAUGCAUGUCUGAGGUUGCAGAUAAAACAAGGUGCAUUUGUCAGUGCUAUAAUCAAGUUACUGGAAUGCGGCGCAUCCACACAAGAUCAAAUGCAGCUCGUUCCAUGUACGGUGACUCUAAAGAGUCUGGCUCAAUUGAAAGAUCUUCCAAAUGACCAACAACCACCUUUCAACUUACAUGGCAGUCUGAUGAUACAAGCGAUGCUGCAGUUCAACAAACCCAUCAAGAUCGUAAACUCGUUAUUGGAAAUGAACAACGAGGAGUUACUGCGCUUAUUCGGUGACCCGAAAGGCAGUCGAAUUCUCGACGCCUUCAUGGAUAGCAAAUAUAUCGGCGAGAAGAGUUGCGAGAAAUUAUUCAAGAAGCUACGCGAUACCUGGGCGGAAUUAGCCAAAAGCACCCACGGAUCUAGAUGCUUGGAUAAGGUGUGGGCAUGGGCGCGUAUGAAUCAUAAACUCCUCAUUAUGGACGAGUUAGCUGCAGCUGGGGAGUCCUUACGGUUGACCAAAUCGGGCAGGAUCAUCUUCACGAAGCUGAACCUAUCGUUAUUCCAGAGAAGUAAGAAAGAGUGGUCGGAGUCGCAAGGAAAACAGGAGAAGACCAGAGCAUUGUUUGCAAAUAUUAUUGGAAAUGUUUCUGAAAAAUCAUGAAUCUAAAAUAUUUCAACACCCGUUCUUACACGCUUAUACAUAUUUGUUGAAUGAAUGCCAAUCAAUGUGUCAUUUUUUCCAUUGAAUAUCAAAUGUUCGUUCUUAUCUGCGGAAAACGGGGAGAUCUUUGAUCUCAAAUAUAGAAUAAAGUAAAAUAGGACGCGUUAUAUAAAUCAAUUAUAUACUCGUGUACUUUCACAGGUCAGAAUUUCGCGAUAUGCUGUUAAAAAUUAAUACAUUAAGAGUGCGCACGGUAUCUUAUCGAAUAGCAAUCAAGCUUCUAGAGUUUUACGUUAUGUUGGUGUUAUCCCACGAAAAUAAAUGAUUAUCCGAUUCAA
This is a messenger RNA of Dinoponera quadriceps, 2695 nucleotides long. Its product is annotated as nucleolar protein 9. Gene Ontology annotation, biological process: ribosomal small subunit export from nucleus; endonucleolytic cleavage in 5'-ETS of tricistronic rRNA transcript (SSU-rRNA, 5.8S rRNA, LSU-rRNA); endonucleolytic cleavage to generate mature 5'-end of SSU-rRNA from (SSU-rRNA, 5.8S rRNA, LSU-rRNA). Bases 525 to 2357 code for a protein of 610 amino acids. Gene Ontology annotation, cellular component: preribosome, small subunit precursor; 90S preribosome; nucleolus. NCBI's taxonomy places the organism in Eukaryota, Metazoa, Arthropoda, Insecta, Hymenoptera, Formicidae. Gene Ontology annotation, molecular function: RNA binding. The record is from RefSeq and is a predicted model, not a curated record. The transcript has a single exon.